Epinephelus moara (kelp grouper) is the source of this 2397-nucleotide messenger RNA. It is a transcript of the gene srsf1a, whose product is annotated as serine and arginine rich splicing factor 1a. Gene Ontology annotation, cellular component: ribonucleoprotein complex; cytoplasm; nucleus. Lineage: Eukaryota; Metazoa; Chordata; Actinopteri; Perciformes; Serranidae. The transcript has 4 exons. Gene Ontology annotation, molecular function: mRNA binding. Bases 261 to 998 code for a protein of 245 amino acids. The record is from RefSeq and is a predicted model, not a curated record.
CGGUAUUCAUGAAUGCUUCGGUAAAGGAGCGCGGUUCCUGAAGAAAUACAGGAGUAGUGACCGCCUCGUCUAGUAGUUGUCUACCCACUAAAUAUUCUGCAGAUUGCAGAAUAAAAAACGACUCGGAUUUCCUUCUCCUCUCUGCUCGACGAUUUACAAGCGCCUAGAGUCUGAUCUCGGUGUAGCUCCGCCGACCUUACCGUUACAGGAUCUUACAAACAAGUCCGUUAGCUUAAGUAGCGAGCUAGCAGCUAGCAGCAAUGUCGGGUGUUGUGCGAGGCCCCGCUGGGAACAACGACUGCCGAAUUUAUGUGGGAAACCUCCCCCCUGAUAUUCGCACAAAAGACGUGGAGGACGUGUUCUACAAAUACGGAACAAUCCGAGAUAUCGACCUGAAGAACCGGAGAGGGGGGCCGCCUUUCGCCUUCAUUGAAUUCGAGGACCCAAGGGACGCAGAUGAUGCAGUCUAUGGACGUGAUGGAUAUGACUAUGACGGCUACAGGCUGCGUGUGGAGUUUCCUCGGAGCGGCAGGGGCUCGAGAGGCGGUUUCGGAGGGAUCGGUGGAGCUCCAAGGGGCAGAUAUGGUCCUCCAUCCAGACGCUCCGAGUACAGGGUCAUUGUGUCAGGACUCCCUCAGAGUGGCAGCUGGCAGGACCUGAAGGACCACAUGCGUGAAGCAGGCGACGUCUGCUAUGCUGACGUUUUCAGAGAUGGAACCGGGGUUGUAGAAUUUGUGCGCAAAGAAGACAUGACCUAUGCCGUUCGAAAGCUGGACAACACCAAAUUCCGCUCACAUGAGGGAGAGACUGCUUACAUUCGUGUGAAAUUAGACGGUCCCCGCAGCCCAAGUUAUGGAAGAUCACGCUCCCGCAGCCGUGGCAGUCGGAGCAGGAGCCGCAGUCGCAGCGCCAGUCGCAGCCGCAGCAAUUCCCGUGGUCGUGGCAGAGGAUCGCCCCGCUACUCGCCUCGUCACAGCCGCUCUCGCUCCCGUUCCUAAACCUUUCUACCACCGAUGUUUUGAUGUACACCCUCCUGUUUUUACCUCUUAUGAGUUUCUCCAGAUGUCAGCAGUUGAUUUUUAAUUUUUGCAUUUCAUGUCCCGAUGUCCUUGUGGAUGAUCUUGGUAUGUAGAUGUACCCCCUCCCUCCCCUCUUUCCCUCUCGCCCCUCCCUCUCCAGCUACUUUGUCCUUUUGUUUUCUCCCCCUCUCUCUCCCCCUUCUUUCUGUCCUCUCAAUUUUUGCAAUAUAAGAAAUUGUGCUGUGUUGAACUUCAAAAAUGUUGAGUUCGUAUAAGCUGCACUCAACUUUUUUGCAAGUAUUGAAAAUUGAGUUUUGUCUUUGUUUUGUUUUUUUUGGUUUUUUAAAAAAAACAUAGCUUCUCAUUGGAUAUGUGGGGUGGGCUGUUUGGACGGGGAGCCCAAUGCUUAACUGUAUUUUACCCUUGUGUCUUCCUUUAGACAUCUGAAGAGAAGGAUUAAAGUGAUUUGGAAUAAAACCAUUGUGGAGCACAUUUCAUUUGUAUGGUCAGGAUAGGACAUCUAAUUGAGGAGCAAUCAGGUCGAGGCAAUGGUACGCUUCAUAUUCCAUAAAUUGAACGUUUUGAUAGGUUUCCAUAUCAUGCAUGUCAUAUUUAAUAAAGCCAUAUGUGCUGUACUUUGUUAUAUAUACAAUUUUUAACUUGCUACUCUGGCUUGUGACAGAAUAAGCAGUCCUAGAUCAAGUGUUGUGAUGUAAGUGUAACAUCUUUGCUGUCAAAUGUAAAAAUCUGAAUCACUACUUUGUUGCAAAAGCGUCCCACUUAACUCUAAAUGUCCUCAUUGGUUAAAAUGUUUUAACUUCAGGGAGCUAUAGUUUUUGUGCUCAGUGGCAUAUUUUUUUUUUCUUGAUCUGACAUGAGUGCUCAAAAAUGGAAAAAUUAGGCCCAAAAAUCUUGACAUUUUAUUCUAACAGUCUGCCUCUGAUUUUCUUCCUGGUAUUUCAAGGUUUUGAUUGGAGGAGUGGCUCAGUGGAUCCCAAUCCUUGGAGCUGGAUGGGUGGAUCGAUUAGGGAAGGGAUAGGCAAGGAUGGAUGCUCGGAACGGGAUCAGUUUUCCAGGAUUCAAAUGAGAGUUUGAUUACAGAACUAAUUAACGGGAGUCCCAGAGCAACUUUUUUUUUCUAUUAGGCCCCCAAAUGCCUAUUUAAAGUUUUUCAGUGGUAAUGGCUUUUAUUUUACAAGAAAACGAAACUGAGGACCAGGAAGUUGGAUCAAAGGAUGGAGUCGUAGAUGCCUGGUAUGAAGGAAUUAAAUUUGGGGAGAUUGGGAGGGGGUUUUAUGUGGGAGUAGUUUCUAUGUUUUAUUUUGCUUAAUCUUGCUUUUUCUCUUAGCAUUUUCAAUAAAACACUUUCAAACAAGGA